Messenger RNA from Sparassis crispa, 339 nucleotides. RefSeq lists its product as hypothetical. The coding region runs from base 1 to 339 and encodes 112 amino acids. The record is from RefSeq and is a predicted model, not a curated record. Lineage: Eukaryota; Fungi; Basidiomycota; Agaricomycetes; Polyporales; Sparassidaceae. The transcript is spliced from 2 exons.
AUGUCCCUUCCAAUCUUGUCAAGAUCGCAGCUCUGGUGGUGGGUGCUGACUGCUCUGGAAUGUAUUUGUGCGGCGUUUACCCGAGGAUACGGCCGCAAAAUCCGCCCAUACUCUAUCUCCACCUCUGGGCAGACAGUGCCUCUCUCGAGUCUGCCGAUCAGGCAUCGCUGGUUCUUGGGGGACGCUCACUCUAUCAUGUGCCUCACCACAAUUGACGAGCUGGCAGGGCCCGUCGGUCUCGUCUAUUUCCCUGCGAUGACGGAGCGCACAGUCGCUUUACCUUGGCGCUAUGCGCAGUCGGGGAUGCCAGCCCGUCGCAAUCACGUCCUCGCCAGCUGA